GCAGACAUAAACCUCUCCGUGACAGCCUCUCUUCCCACCUCCUCCUCUAGUCGUUCUGUACGCCUGGCAGCUAGCGGCGGCCUUCAAAUACCGAAAGCAGCCGUGUGCUUGUUAAAUAGCAUUUAAUACCCCUCCAAACAAACACAGCUUUCCAGUUACUUCCCCCCCAGACACCAUGGCUAGUUACCACAAACCCGACGAGAAGACUCUGCAGGGACUUAAAGACAUUGCUAACAAGCUAAGGAUCAACUCCAUCAAGGCGACAUGCGCUUCUAACUCCGGCCAUCCCACAUCAUGCUGCAGCGCAGCAGAGCUCAUGUCUGUGCUCUUCUUCCACACCAUGCGCUACAAAGCAGAUGAUCCUCGUAACCAGUGCAAUGACCGCUUUGUGCUCUCAAAGGGUCAUGCCGCACCUGUCCUGUAUGCUGCCUGGGCAGAAGCCGGUUUCGUGAAGGAAUCGGAUCUGCUCAACCUGCGUAAGAUCGACUGUGACCUGGAGGGGCACCCCACACCAAAACUGGCAUUUGUCGACGUGGCGACUGGAUCUCUUGGUCAAGGUCUUGGGGCUGCUUGUGGGAUGGCCUAUACUGGCAAACACUUUGACAAAGCCAGUUACCGUGUGUACUGCAUGCUCGGUGAUGGCGAGUGUUCAGAAGGCUCUGUGUGGGAGGCCAUGGCCUUCGCCUCCUACUACAAGCUGGACAACCUGGUGGCCAUCCUGGACGUCAAUCGUCUCGGUCAGAGCGAGCCGGCACCCCUACAGCACGACAUGGAGACCUACCGCAAGCGCUGCGAGGGCUUUGGGUGGAACACGUAUGUUGUGGAUGGACACGAUGUGGAGGAGCUGUGCAAAGCUUUCUGGCAGGCUCAGCAGGUUAAGGGUAAACCCACCUGUAUUGUUGCCAAGACCUUGAAAGGAAAAGGACUCAAAAACAUUGAGGAUCUUGAAAACUGGCAUGGGAAGCCCAUCCCUAAAGACAAGGUAGACGGUCUUCUGAAGGACUUGCAGUCUCAGAUCCAGGUCCCCAAUAAGACCGUCUGCCCAGAGCUUCCCAAUGACGAUGCAGCACCAGCUGACCUCAGCCCCAUCUCCCUACCUUCACCCCCAGCUUACAAGAAGGGAGAUAAGAUGGCAACAAGACAAGCCUAUGGAAUAGCACUGGCCAGACUGGGCCAGGGAAGCCAGAGGGUGGUGGCCCUGGAUGGAGACACAAAAAACUCCACUUUCUCAGAUUUAUUUAGGAAGGCCUACCCCGAGCGCUUCAUUGAGUGUUUCAUCGCUGAACAAAACAUGGUAGGCGUAGCCAUUGGCUGUGCCACUCGUGACCGCACCGUUGCGUUCGCCAGCACCUUUGCUGCCUUCUUCUCCAGAGCCUAUGAUCAGAUUCGUAUGGGAGCCAUCUCCCAGUCAAACGUCAACCUAGUAGGAUCCCACUGUGGCGUCUCUAUUGGUGAGGACGGUCCAUCCCAGAUGGCCCUGGAGGACCUGGCCAUGUUCCGCGCCAUACCGACAUGCACGGUGUUCUACCCGAGCGACGCCGUGUCGACAGAGAGGGCUGUUGAACUGUCUGCUAACACAAAGGGAAUCUGCUUCAUUCGUACUAGCAGACCAGCCACUGCAGUGAUCUACGCGCCAGAGGAGAAGUUUGAAGUGGGCGUAGCCAAGGUGGUGCGCCAGUCUGACAGUGAUGUGGUGACUGUGAUCGGAGCUGGAAUCACUCUACACGAAGCACUGGCUGCCUAUGAUACGCUCAAAAGUGAAGGCAAAAACAUUCGUGUGAUUGACCCAUUCACCAUCAAGCCCUUGGAUGCUGCCACCAUUUUGUCUUGUGCCAGAGCCACAGGGGGGCAGAUCAUCACAGUGGAGGACCACUACAAGGAGGGUGGUCUUGGUGAAGCAGUGCUGUCUGCAGUGGGAGAGGAGCCUGGCAUCAUGGUAACCCGGCUGGCGGUGUCUGCUGUUCCCCGCAGCGGAAAGCCCCAGGAGCUCCUGGAUAUGUUCGGCAUCAGCGCCAAGCACAUCGCCAACGCUGUCCGCAAGACCUUUGCAAACUAAAGACUCCCAGCUUUUGAGAUUUCAUCACAACCCGCUACCAUCUGCCUGCCUCGGCGUCAACACCAGUUGACCUCUACUGCCAUCUUGUGGCUUUGAAGCUGUAGUUCACCAACCCUGUAUUACAGUUGGCAAGAGAGCAGUGUGUUUUGAGCAAAUAACCCAUUAUCCCUGUUCACUUUAACCAAUCAUUCCUGUUCCCAAAACCUUUCUGAAGACUACUGUAAAUUCUGAACUCGGCCGUGGCUUAUGUUGUCAUUCUCUUUUGUUUUAUCGUUUCCCCAACUCUAUAAGUUGUUCAAAGCUCUGUUACUGCUGUUCUUGUAAUGUUGUAGAUCAGUAAGUUUCAAUCCUGGUCCUCAGAAACCAUUGUCCUUCAGGUUUUAGAUGCGUCUCUGCUCCAGCACACCUGAGUUAAGUGAUUGCACGACCUCCUCAGCAACCAUCAAGAGCUGCAGAGGCCUCGUCAUCGCCAAUAUAUUUAAAUCAGGCGUGUGGAGGCAGGGACAUCCCUAAAACAUGCAGGGCAGUGGGUCCUGGUGAGAAGGAUAGAAAACCACUGUUCUAGCUCACUUCCCUAGUUUUGGUGAAAGCCUUUUAAUACUUUUGCUGAGUUACAAAUGUUUGCUUUACCCCACAGUUGAGUUGCACCAUGAAGACAUUCCACAGAUAUAACAACACUCAUGGUUAAAGGUUUCCUCUCACCUCCUGUUGCUGUGAUGUGCUAAAAAGAAAUAAAAAAAAAUCAUGACCUAUCA
Molecule: messenger RNA, 2811 nt
Organism: Fundulus heteroclitus (mummichog)
Lineage: Eukaryota; Metazoa; Chordata; Actinopteri; Cyprinodontiformes; Fundulidae
Gene: tktb
Product: transketolase b
Exons: 14
Coding region: 176-2056 (626 amino acids)
Molecular function (GO): transketolase activity; thiamine pyrophosphate binding
Source: RefSeq, a predicted model, not a curated record